Molecule: messenger RNA, 879 nt
Organism: Apiotrichum porosum
Lineage: Eukaryota; Fungi; Basidiomycota; Tremellomycetes; Trichosporonales; Trichosporonaceae
Exons: 6
Coding region: 1-879 (292 amino acids)
Molecular function (GO): protein binding
Source: RefSeq, a predicted model, not a curated record
AUGGCAGAGAGCGCGUCUCCCACAUGUCCUCCUGAAGCUGCUCCACAGCCCGCUGCGGGAUCCAGCACGGCAUCGACAGCUGCCAACGACGUGCAGGUCUUUGCACCUCCCACCGCCGCCAAUGCACCAGCCGAGGUCCCCGACGCAUUCUUUGAGCCGACCAUCUCGGACGUGCAGCUCUACCAGGCAUCCGUGUCCGGCCGGAGCAGGCAGCUGAACGACGCGCCGCUCGUGACCGCCAAGCACCGCGAGGCCGAGGCGGCCGCCAAGGAGCAGAAGAAGGCAGCAAAGUGGCCCACAACGACCAUCAGGAUACGUUUCUCGGACGGCACGCAGAUCCAGAAAGUGUUCCCGAGCACGUCUCCUAUCCAGCCGGUGUACGCCUUUGUCCGCGAGUCGCUGUCCGCCUCGGCGCGCGAGCAGCCGUUCACGCUGUACCAGCCGCCGCGCACGACCUUCCCCGAACGUCCGCCGCCACCCAGUGCCGCGCCCGCAAAGCGCAAGAACCCAAACGACAACCCGCUGAUGAAGACGCAUAUCGUGGCUCCGGCAGGCUACUCGCGCGCCGCGCCCAACGCGGGCAUGGAGGGCGGAAAGGGCGGAAACGAGAGCCUGAACCAGCUCGGCCUCGUGCCCCAGAGCAUGCUGUUGAUCAAGUGGGACGACGCGGCCAUGAAUGGCUCGGACGUGCCCGCCCCACUCACCGACGAACUGCGCGCCAAGGAGGCCCCCCUCCCCGCACCUGCGACCAGGGAGCCCGAGCGCAAGCCCGCUGACACCGCGGGCUCGGCCUCUGGCGAGAAGAAGACCCUCACUGGCGCUGCUGGCGAGGUCAAGAUGCCAAAGUGGCUGCAGAAGGGUCUCAUGAAGAAGAAGUAG